This is a messenger RNA of Salvia miltiorrhiza (redroot sage), 1524 nucleotides long. Its product is annotated as glyceraldehyde-3-phosphate dehydrogenase, cytosolic. Gene Ontology annotation, biological process: glucose metabolic process. Gene Ontology annotation, molecular function: NAD binding; NADP binding; oxidoreductase activity, acting on the aldehyde or oxo group of donors, NAD or NADP as acceptor. The transcript has 12 exons. The record is from RefSeq and is a predicted model, not a curated record. Bases 295 to 1308 code for a protein of 337 amino acids. NCBI's taxonomy places the organism in Eukaryota, Viridiplantae, Streptophyta, Magnoliopsida, Lamiales, Lamiaceae.
CCUUCCAGACAAUGAGAAAAUAGCGCUGGAUUAAUUAUUAACUGCUUUUCACGCAGACCGAGGGCCGAUCAACACCACGCACACAGGUAGACGGCUCAGAUAUACCGUAGGCACAAACUGAUCCAUGAUGGCCCAUACACCGGUUGCAUCGUAUAAUUCCGUUUCUUCCCUGCUUAUCUAAAAUACUAAAACCCCACCGCACCUAUUCUCCUCACUUUCCACUCACAGCUCUCUCGACUCUUGCUCUUCAACUCCACUUUUGCUCUCUCUCUCUCUCACUCUUACAAACAAGAAAUGGCUAAGAUUAAGAUCGGGAUCAAUGGUUUUGGUAGAAUUGGCCGUCUGGUUGCCAGGGUUGCUCUUCAAAGAGAUGAUGUUGAGCUUGUUGCUGUCAACGAUCCGUUCAUCACCGUUGACUACAUGACCUAUAUGUUCAAGUAUGACAGUGUGCACGGUCAAUGGAAGCACCAUGAGCUCAAGGUUAAGGAUGAGAAAACCCUUCUCUUUGGUGAAAAGCCUGUGACUGUUUUUGGCUUUAGAAAUCCUGAAGAGAUUCCAUGGGCUUCGACUGGGGCUGAGUACAUUGUGGAGUCAACUGGUGUUUUCACUGACCAGGAUAAGGCAGCAGCCCAUCUGAAGGGUGGUGCAAAGAAGGUCAUUAUUUCUGCUCCGAGUAAAGAUGCACCCAUGUUUGUCGUUGGUGUUAAUGAGAAGUCAUACACACCAGAUCUCAACAUUGUUUCUAAUGCUAGCUGCACCACAAACUGCCUCGCCCCCUUGGCGAAGGUCAUUAAUGAUAGGUUUGGUAUUGUUGAAGGUCUUAUGACAACCGUUCAUUCUAUCACUGCCACACAAAAGACUGUUGAUGGACCAUCUGCCAAGGACUGGAGGGGUGGAAGAGCUGCAUCAUUCAAUAUUAUCCCAAGUAGCACUGGAGCAGCUAAGGCUGUCGGCAAAGUUCUCCCUGCUUUGAAUGGAAAGUUGACUGGAAUGGCCUUCCGUGUCCCAACAGUUGAUGUUUCUGUGGUUGAUCUCACAGUGAGGUUAGAGAAGGAAGCUACUUAUGAAGAAAUCAAAGCAGCAAUCAAGGAGGAGUCUGAGGGGAAGAUGAAGGGAAUUCUAGGCUACACUGAGGAUGAUGUGGUAUCUACUGAUUUUGUAGGCGACAACAGGUCAAGCAUUUUUGAUGCCAAGGCUGGAAUUGCUUUGAGUAAGAACUUUGUCAAGCUUGUUUCGUGGUAUGACAAUGAAUGGGGUUACAGCACCCGUGUGGUUGAUCUGAUCAAGCACAUUGCCUCCACUCAGUAAGUUGCUAUAUAGGAUAGCUUGCUGCAUUCAUCUAGGGUUCAACAUCUGUUAUGGUGUUUUGGCGGAAUUUGAGUUGGAAUAAAUUGUUGUCAGUUUGAGACUAAAUACUAGAUGGAUGGCUUGUUGUAGCAGAUACGCGUAUUCUGGUAGAUCUGUGGGAUCCGUAUUUUGAAGAAUUUUGUGUUGAAUGGUGAAUGUUAGAAUAUCUUCUGUGUA